Molecule: messenger RNA, 879 nt
Organism: Penicillium macrosclerotiorum
Lineage: Eukaryota; Fungi; Ascomycota; Eurotiomycetes; Eurotiales; Aspergillaceae
Product: SDR family oxidoreductase
Exons: 3
Coding region: 1-879 (292 amino acids)
Cellular component (GO): cytoplasm
Molecular function (GO): oxidoreductase activity, acting on the CH-OH group of donors, NAD or NADP as acceptor
Source: RefSeq, a predicted model, not a curated record
AUGGGCUUGCAUGUAGAAGACCGUGUUGCGAUUGUCGUCGGGGCUACUUCCGGCAUGGGAAUUGACCUGGCCAAAGACCUCCACACACGCGGCUGGAAAGUUGCGGUCGUGGGUCGACGCCGUGAAGCCGGCGAGGCUCUCCUGAAAGAGCUUCCCGGUGAUAAUGCCCGGUUCUAUGCUGCUGAUAUAUCCAACUACGAUCAAUAUGCUAGUGUUUUCCGAGAAGUCCGCAAACUCUGGGGACGCAUUGAUGCUCUUUGUGCUAAUGCCGGCAUCGUCGAUACCGACUCGAUCUACAUCUAUGAUUGGAAGAAGCAGGACAAGACCGUGGAUGAGAUUCCGCCUGAACCAGAGCUGACGGUGGUUGAUAUCAACUACAAGAGCGUGGUCUAUGGCACCCAACUGGCCACUCAUUUCAUGCGGCAUAACGCUCAGCCAGGUGGACGCAUUGUGAUCACUGGGAGUAUCGGUGCUGUCUUCCCCCAUGAGUCGUAUCCCGUCUACUGCGGUACCAAGGCUGCUGUCAACCACUUCGUGCGUGGUGUUGCGCCGCUGCUGAAGCAGAAGGAAAAUAUCCUGAUCAAUGUCGUAAUGCCGGGUAUUGUUAACACGCCCAUUGUUCCACCCGAAAUGAUCGCGGCCGUCACACCAGAGUGCCUAACCCCGGUCGCAACCAUCCUCAAGGGGUACCAGACCUUCCUGGAAGACACGACUGGCAUGGCCGGUGAAAUACUCGAAUGUUCUGCCGAGAAGCUGAUCUACUACCACAUGCCUGAAUACGGAAAUGGACAUGUCACCAAACGGGCCAUUACCGUCUGGGAACCCCUGUUCCGUAUGAUGCACGGUGAAGAUUCAGGACUUCCGGAUGCGAUCCCGUGA